Messenger RNA from Mesorhabditis belari, 1470 nucleotides. The record is from the annotation of a GenBank genome assembly. Lineage: Eukaryota; Metazoa; Nematoda; Chromadorea; Rhabditida; Rhabditidae.
AUGCGUGGCCGUGAACUGCGAGCUCCUCCUCACGACUCCGAGACGAGCCGCGAUUAUUAUAGUUUCAAUCAUAUUGCUCCGAAAUCUUCGGAGAACAAUCAGAUACCUCCUCAUCCCUAUGAACCAAGAAAUCAUCUAUUUAACAAGGAAAAUGGAAACCCUGCAUAUGAUCCCGCAAAUAAUAGAAGUUUCCCAACCUCAAAUCAACCACGAAACUACGAAACUCAGCAAAAUGAGUCGAAAAAUAAAGAGAAAAAGAAAUAUAAACCAUCCCCGUUUGAUACUUUUGGUGAAUCGGCUAUUGAAAGGAUCUACUCGGAAUUUCGCUUCCUUGACGAGUGUUCACCGUCAACAUCGUCGCAACCAAUUUUCAAAGCGACAAGUGGAAAAAAAAAUGUUCGACGUGGAUGCGUGAGCUUUACCUCGAGAAUGCUGGUGCUGGCUGUUUUGCCGGUACUGCAACUUGUUUCAGCCAUUGGUCUUCUCGGUUUUGCAUUUAUUCGAACAUUUGAGCUUUUUCAAGAAAAAGGCCUUUCAAAUCUGCUACUUGAUUUGAAUAAACCUGAAGAUUACGCGGUCACCACGGAAGAAGGAGCAAAAAUCAUUCGGUUUCGAACGGGUACUGCAAUAAUAGUGCCCGCUUUGUUGCAAUGCAUUUCGGCUCUUCUUGGCUUUUGGGGUUUCUCGCAACAACGAAAAAAGGGAAUGCAGAUUGGUCACAUUGUGCUUACUUUGUUGUCGAUCGAUUUAUGGAUGAGCGCUCUCACGAACGCCGCCAUUGAGCUCAACAUCAACUUUAUUCAGCUGAAUCGACUCUAUGAAAGCACUGAGUACUUUAUUUAUGUGGCAAUUGCGUGUCUCACGUAUGCUCAGGUGUUAUAUCUGCCGACAAUCACGAUGAGCUUCGCUGCCGUGCAAGCAUUCCCGAUGAAACAGUGCCGAGAAGGUCCUUCACUGGGUGCUGUACUUGUCGCUUUGUUGACAGCUGUGUUGGCUGCGAUCUCCGUCUCGUUGUCCGCUUAUGCAGCUUCUCGAAGCCUUUCCAAUAUUGAAGAUUGGCCCGAAUCACCGGUGGUCAAUCCCGGCGCACUCUUUGCGUUUGGACUCAAUGAAGCAGUUGUCGGAGCGUACGUGGUGAGCGCUUCGUGGUGCACGCUCUUGUGCGUUUCGGUGCAUUCGCCCAGGCUUUUCCCCGUGGCUCUUCUAUUGACAUUUACCUCGCUGUUGACGAUUCUGACUCACGUAUUGACACCAUCGAGGCUGCUUUCUCUUGCUCAUGCCGUUCAAGUUCUUGCCGAAAUCCCCAAACCGUUUCCCGUUUCUCAUAUUUGUAUUUGUUUGCUAUACGGGAGCGAGAUCGCGUUGUGCGGAUCAUUGGUGCUACUAUUAGUUGUGACGUCGAUUCGUUUCAUCGAUCAAUCCGAAAGCGCGUCCUCCACUUCACCCAAUUCAACCAAUUGCUCACAGCUA